CCCCCCCAGCUGUAGCGUCAGCCUAGCUCGUCCCAGCCCCGGCCCCGGCCCAAGCGCCUUCGAGCGGCGGCUCCGGCUCCAGCUCUGGCGGCGGCUCCAGCUGGUCCUGGCCUCCGGUCCCAGUUUCCCGUGCCGGUCCGGUCUCUGCAGUCUCCGUGCGGCCCCUGCUCCCGCCGGCAGCCGCCCUCCCCGCUCUGUCCCGCAGGCCGCUGCCCCAACGCCGGGCUCGCCUAGGCCGAAGGUCCCCGCGGGGCCGGGGCCGGAGCCGGAGCCGGAGCCGGGCGGGUUCGGGCCGGAGCUGGGGGCGCCUCCUCCCCUAUGGGCCCCGGCUAGAGGCGCUGCAGCCGCGCCAUCCCUGCCCCCGCCCCCGGCGCUCCGGGAAGCCCCGAUGCUGGCCAAGAGGAAGCCGGUGCUGCCGGCGCUCAACAUCACCCCGACCAUCGCCGAGGGCCCGUCCCCGACCAGCGAGGGCGCGUCCGAGGCGAACCUGGCAGAUCUGCAGAAAAAAUUAGAAGAGCUAGAACUUGAUGAGCAGCAGAAGAAGCGGCUGGAAGCUUUCCUCACCCAGAAGGCAAAGGUGGGGGAGCUGAAGGAUGAUGACUUUGAGAGGAUCUCCGAGCUGGGAGCUGGCAAUGGCGGGGUGGUCACCAAAGUACAGCAUAGACCUUCAGGGCUCAUCAUGGCCCGAAAGUUGAUUCACCUAGAGAUCAAACCAGCAAUCCGGAACCAGAUUAUCCGUGAACUCCAAGUCCUACAUGAAUGCAACUCUCCAUACAUCGUGGGUUUCUAUGGUGCCUUUUAUAGCGACGGAGAGAUCAGCAUCUGCAUGGAGCACAUGGAUGGAGGCUCUCUGGAUCAAGUAUUGAAAGAGGCCAAGAGAAUUCCUGAAGAAAUCUUGGGGAAAGUUAGCAUUGCGGUUCUUCGGGGUUUGGCUUAUCUAAGAGAGAAACACCAGAUUAUGCACAGAGAUGUGAAACCUUCUAAUAUUUUGGUCAACACUCGGGGAGAGAUCAAGCUCUGUGACUUCGGAGUGAGUGGGCAACUCAUCGACUCUAUGGCAAAUUCCUUUGUAGGAACCCGAUCCUACAUGUCUCCGGAGCGGUUACAAGGCACCCACUACUCAGUCCAGUCAGAUAUCUGGAGCAUGGGCCUGUCCCUAGUAGAGCUGUCCAUUGGACGGUAUCCGAUUCCCCCACCAGACUCCAAGGAACUAGAAGCGAUAUUUGGUCGGCCCAUGGUCGAAGGGGCAGAGGGAGAACCUCACAGCAUCUCGCCACGGCCACGACCCCCAGGACGCCCCAUCAGUGGUCAUGGGAUGGACAGUCGGCCUGCCAUGGCCAUCUUUGAGCUAUUGGACUAUAUUGUUAACGAGCCUCCACCUAAGUUGCCGAAUGGUGUUUUCACACAAGAUUUCCAGGAGUUUGUAAAUAAAUGCUUAAUUAAAAACCCAGCCGAGAGGGCAGAUCUGAAGAUGCUGAUGAAUCACACUUUUAUCAAGCGGUCAGAAGUGGAAGAAGUGGAUUUUGCAGGCUGGUUAUGUAAAACUCUGAGGUUAAACCAGCCCAGUACUCCCACACGCACUGCCAUGUGAGGGUGAAGCAGGCUGUCCCGUGUCCGUCGUCUGUCUCCCUGUCCAUCACUGUUUUCUGCCCUUUGGGCUAAAGACAAUCUCCUCCCCAGUUCCUUCUUCCCUCCCCACUCCCACCCCACCCCCAUCCUCCAUCUCUCCCUUCCCCACUUGGACCCUGACCUGGACAACACCAUCGCAGGAAAUGUCUGUCGCCCCUUAUGAACAAGCCAAAACCAGCUUGCUUUGUUUUGUUAAUUCUCCUGCACACCUACUCCAGUCCAGUGCAGCUCUUUCUCUGAUAUUUGGGAAUUGUGGUGCUCCUGUUGUUCACUUAGGGUUCUUUAAAAAGGAAAAAAAGAGGCAGGGGGACCAAACUGUGUACGUCAUGCUUGUCCUCCUCCAUUGGGUGUUUGUCCUUCCUUUGAAUCCCCAGGUUGAGGGGCUUACAGAAGCCCAGCCCUAGAAGUAGUCUACAGAUCACUGAGUAGGAGAGCCAAGCUGAAGGAGGAGGGAGGGUGGAACUCAGAGGUCAGUGUAGCUUCUUUGAAAAGGGACAAGUGACAUUGUAAAUCGCAGGUGUUAGCUUGUUGAGCAGGCCAAAGAAAAGGCAUUGCCUGUUGGUUUUUAGUGGUCACCCGGCCCUGUGUUUCUGUACUACCCUAUGGUGGUUUUGAUCAUGUUAGAAGGUAUCAGAAUCAAUGAAAAUUAUUUGAGUUAGAGAUAUAGCAAAACCCUGUUUCCUCCUCUCCCCUUAGAUCCUCUCUCCUCAUUCAGGAUGUGGCAGAAAGGUCUUUCCAGAAGAUUGCCACCAACUUAAGCAGGUUGAUAGUAGAGGGCUGCUUCACUCUGCUUCUGAUCCUUUAGGGAAAGAAGAUUUGACUUGGUCUCCCCUUGGAUGAGUUUAUAUCCAGCUUCCUAGAGAGGAAAUGUCAGAGUGAUUUUAAAAACCUAACCUCUAUAGUAAAUAAAAAUGCAUCCAGGUUUUUAGCAGGUGUUCAGGAGCAGGUCUGGCUCCUUGACCUUUUCCAGCCCACCCUGACCCUGCUUCUCUUGCACAGCACUCACAAGGACCUCAAAUCAUUCACAUUCAGCCAGAUGGAAUUUAGAUCUGCUGUAACUUGGGACCCAGCAUGCCCUUCUUUACCCAGGCAAGACUGGUUUUAUCUGGUCGUAGUUAACCCUUUAAAAAUCAUACUUUGAGUGUCAGAAAUGUGAUGCCCAGCCUCCCUGAUGUAGUGAAAGGCAGAGUACUGAAUGAACAAGAGAUGCCGCCAGCCUUCCCUCGAUGGCAGACCAACUUCUUCAGUGCUAAGUCACCACUGAGGCAGCUUGUUUGGGAGCAGUGGACCGUGAGGGACGUUUUCUGGGUUCUGAUUCUUCCCUGAAGGUGCUGAGGUCUGAGAGCUUUGUUCCCUUCAUUUUCUUCCUGCCAUAAGCCAAGGUUAAUCUGCCUGUGUACCAGUUGCAUGCAAGUAGCUUUAAAAGAAUGAUACUUGUCAUGACCCAGGUGAUCAGCAUUUGUGUGAAGAAAGAAAAGUGAAGAAUAAUAUUCCCAAGAAUCCCUCUCCCUUUUUUUUAAGUGGUUGGAAAUCAUUCUGUAUGGUAGUUAAAGGAACUUUGGAACUGAAAGAGAAAGACUGGGUAAGGAGGAGAUCUCAGUGGAAAAACAGGGAGCUCUAAAUGGGUGAAUUUUGCAAAGAAACAUUGAAAUGUGAUGUAAGAAAAAACUGUUAAACAGAGCUGGCC
Molecule: messenger RNA, 3316 nt
Organism: Phascolarctos cinereus (koala)
Lineage: Eukaryota; Metazoa; Chordata; Mammalia; Diprotodontia; Phascolarctidae
Gene: MAP2K2
Product: mitogen-activated protein kinase kinase 2
Biological process (GO): protein phosphorylation
Molecular function (GO): ATP binding; protein kinase activity
Source: RefSeq, a predicted model, not a curated record